Molecule: messenger RNA, 3348 nt
Organism: Nomia melanderi (Alkali bee)
Lineage: Eukaryota; Metazoa; Arthropoda; Insecta; Hymenoptera; Halictidae
Source: RefSeq, a predicted model, not a curated record
UUCCAGAUAUUCGGGGCACGGCAACACGAACCGUAUCUAUCAUGUCGGUUCCUAUUUAAGACCAGCAGGAUGUCCACGAGCACCGCCACCGGUGGCGGAGGCGGGGGCGGUGGCGUCGGAGGCGCUCUAACUCUGAUGGGCUGCGUCAGGGAGGCAUCGCCGCCUCCCCAGAACCAUCAUCAUCAUCAUCAGCAACAUCGGACGCUCGGCCUUGGGGAAUUCUCCGCCCAGAACAGCGUUGAUCCGCUACCGAAAGAGCCGAAGAAACGGCGCUUUCAUCCACUGAGAGGCUUAAGGAAAAUCUUCCGGCGGAAAAGCCGGGGUGCGGCCGAUGCCAGAUUGGUCUCCAGCCAUGUGGACAGGGACGCGGAGCUCGCGCGACUCCCGAGGGAGGAUAUCACCGACAGACAUCCCGCGGGCCGGCCGGAAGAAGCUCGCAGCCGAAGCGCUAGCGAGCUGCUCACCGACUCCUGCGAUCGGGAAAGCGUGUUCCUCAGGAGGCCGGGGAUGGACGAAUCCUUCGUGAAGCUGCGAGGAGGAGCCGGGAAACUGUCCGUGUCGCACGACAGCGUUUUCCCUGGGGAGGUUCCGCACACACGGCCGCUCUCGUCGUUGGCCAGCCUAGCCACCCUCGAGCGACGACAAACGAGGAAGAGCAACGAAAUCGAGCAAAAGGACUACAAUCAACACGUUGUGCAGAGGCACAGGAUAUCAUUGCGGGUGCUCGAGCAAAUAAAGACGGUCAUAGAGAACCGGAACCAGCUAGCCACGGCGGCCUCGUCGGACACCGCGGCCGGCACCACCGCGCACGCUGUCGGUGAACGUUAUCAGCAGGAAACCGCCGAGAACCGUUUCGUUAGUUACGAUGUCCAAGAUAGGAGCCAAGCUGAAGAGAGCCAAGCCAAGAACCCGAGAUCACCGAAGGAGUCGGUUGAUCGAGUUGCUCCCGUGGCCAAAGAAGACUUACCACAGCUAGAAAGCGCGAGCUUGAACCACACGGCGGCCCAUCACCGGAUUUCUGUGCGGCCGAAGAAUCGAAGGCCGCCGAGGCGCAUGGCCCCGCAGACAGCGAACACGUCCACGUCGACGAUAACGACGAUCACGGAGGACUCGUUGGACAGCAUGGAUCAGCAGCCAUCGAGCGUGACAAGCAACGCAUCAUCGCCCUCGGAGCCGAAAACCGUGGCCGUCACCCGGAAAUCGUCGAGCCGGCUGUCGCGUAACUCGGACAUCUUCGAGGAGCUGGAAUCGAAGCUGCCCAGGAAGCCUCCAAGCCUCGCGUCGCUGUCUCCCGACAGCCUGGACGCGAUCAGCGCGUCGGGAACCAGCGUGGACACGAACGAGGAGCAGCCAGAGGCUAAACAGGUCACCAGAAAGCCCUCGAAUCGCAUGCAGAAGGGCACGGAGAUGUUCGAGGAGCUGGAGUCGAAACUGCCGCGCAGGAGGUCCUCUAACCGGCUGUCGAAAUCCCCGGACAGCCUGGAAGUAGCCUCCAGCUGGUUCUCCAAGUCGACCGAGGGUUUCGACAUGCUGAUGGAAUACGAGGAGUCCAAGCCGGUGGUCAGGAGGCUGCUGAACCCGAUCUCGAAGUCGACCGACCGCGUGUCCAAGUCCUCGGACAGCCUGGAGGCGAUCGAGACGCUCACCAGCGACGAGUCGAUCGAGCGCAGGAGGAGCAGCUUCGAAUUCCGCGGGCGUAGAUCGUCGAAGAACAUAUCAAAAUCGUCGGAGAACUUCGACAUCCUCGAGCAAACGCUGCAGACUGGGCCGGACACGGUCCAAGAGCUGCAGAAGAGGAGCAGCGGAUCCGACAUCAAUCUAGCCAGGGGUAGGAGGCUGUCGAAGAGCAUCUCGAAAUCGUCGGAGAGUUUCGACAUGAACGAGGUUAGCGAGGCCAAAGACGAGGAGGAGAACGCGAGGGAUGGUUGCUUCGGGGAGGUCUGCAGGAGAUCGUCAAAGAGGAUGUCGUCCGAGAGUUCCGAUAACCUGGAGAUGGAGGACAGGCUGGAGAACAGGAGGAUCAGGAGGACACCGAAGAGAAUACCGAGCACCAGUUACGUGGACAUCGUGCCCGCCGAUGAGCAGGAAGAGGAGAAGAGACCGGUGCCGGUCAGGAAGCCGUCCAGGCUUCAGAAGUCGUCCGAGAGCUCGGAGCUGGGUAGCACAGACACUUUGGACUCCGAGAGGAGAAACAAAUCUUCCGAGAGCACGGAGACUCUUGAUAGCUUGGAGAGGGACUUGGACCAAGAUAGGAAGCAAGAGGAAUCCGCCGACACAGUUUCGGAUAGACGUGAAAAGAACGAUUCCUGGAGCAACAAGAACAUCGUCGACACAGAACAGAUCUCCGUAGCAGACGGAACCGAGGACUCCAGGUCGCUGAUCUCGCCGGACAAGUUCUACUGGCGUCAAUCGUCGGAUUCAAAAGAGAACAUCGACAUCCACCAGCUGUUGGCCAUCACGAUAGUCACCAGAAUGGCGGACAACGGGAACAACCAGCGCGGCUCGAUCUACCCGAAGAAGAAACCGAUCACCGGUUCGCAGCCCACCUCACCGGUCGCCAAGCAGGAGGACAACAAGAUGAUCUUCGACAACCUGCUCGUCAGCAAGAACGACGAGGACCUACAGAACAUGCUGAACGGGAACAUCUCCGAAGUGUCCACCGACACGAAGAGCUUCAAGGAGAAGCUGAUCAUGUUCGAGAAGCUUGGCAAAUGAGCCGACGCAUUCCCGGCGAAUCGAAUUAAGGAGAAGCGCUUAAACAGAGACCAAACACAACUCAAUAAGAUCAAUUUUAAGAGUUCGAACACACCGAUCGAGGCGGCUUGAUUCCUUCACCGCUGGCUUGUUCUUCUACGAGCUUCCUUCGUGAAUCAAGAACAAGCGAGCACUCGCAGGAAUAAUCGAAAAACGCGCUCGACCGGUCAGCACGGUCGCGACAACGUUAAUAUCGUUUGCUGAAACACUUUUGUUUCAAUGUUUCCAUUGUUUCGAGAAACAAACGAUCGCAAAGAUAACAGUUCAUGCCCAUCGAACAUGUUCGAAGGUGGUUUGAACUCGUUUUAAUCAGGCGCGUUUGUAACGUUGCGUAACGCGUUCACGUCUGCUUCCGUUCUGUUCUGUGACAAAAGUCGCGUGUAGCAUCGGUGAAAUUACCGGAUUCGGUAAUGUUAGACCGCACUCACCGUGUUCGCGAUUGAACUCUUCUCGCGUAGGAGCCUAGCGUUUCGUGGAUCUUGUUGUACAGUAGCUUAGAGGCACAGAUAAAUGUCGUGUACCGUUCCGUUGUGUAAAUAAUACGAAAUGAAUAAUUAAACAAAAAAAGAUAUAUAUUAUAUAUAUAUAUAUAUA